GGGGUGGACGUCCGGAGGGAAAAGUUUGCCCGAACGCUCGGCCGGUCGUCCGGAGGGAAACGUUUCCCCUCAAAAAAGGAAAAAAACCGAUCAGAUAAUCGACCGAGCGGACGCGCGAUCCGAACCCCCAGGACGGACCGGAACCCUAUCUCGCUAGCGCUGCCAUGGGGAAGUCGGAGGCGAGACCCAAGGGCUAUGGCGGCGGCGAUGUUGGCGGCAGCGGAAGCCCCGGGAAGAUCUUCGUCGGAGGCCUCCCGCGCGACACCACACUAGCCACAUUUCAGAAGCAUUUUGGCAACUAUGGGGAGAUAGUUGAUUCGGUGAUAAUGAAAAAUAAGCAGACAUCUCAGCCAAGGGGUUUUGGCUUUAUUACAUAUUCUGACCCUGCUAUUGUUGAUAAAGUGAUGGAGGACACCCAUGUCAUCAAUGGAAAGCAAGUUGAGAUAAAGAGAACCAUUCCAAAAGAUUAUAUGCAGUCCAACCCUAAGGAUUUCAGAACUAAAAAGAUAUUUGUUGGUGGCCUUCCCCCAAUACUGACAGAAGAUGAUCUCAAGGAUUUCUUCGAAAAAUAUGGAGCUGUGGUUGAGCACCAGAUUAUGCGUGAUCAUCAAACAAGACGCUCCCGAGGCUUUGGAUUUGUUGUUUUUGAAUCUGAGGAGGUUGUAGAUGAUCUGUUAGCAAAUGGGAAUAUGAUUGAUCUUGCUGGUUCGAAGGUGGAGAUCAAGAAAGCAGAACCAAAGAAAUCCUCAAAUCUGCCAACAUCAACUGGUAGUGAUUCUAGAUCAGCAUAUGGUAGGGAUUCUAGGGACCAUCCUUCUGGGGAUGACCGUGGUGGACUGGCUGAUGCUUAUAGCAGCUACAACAAUGGUGGAUUUGGUCCUUAUAGGAACCAUGGAGGUUUUGUUGGUGGUCACGGCGGGGUACGUGACUACCAUGAGCGAUACAGUCAUUACUAUCCGGGAUUAGGAGGCUAUGAAGGCAUGUCUUCCUUUGGUUAUCCUAGCCGUUUUGGGCCAUAUGGAGGAGGCUUUGAUGGACCUUAUGCUGGAGGGAACUUGUGUGGUUACAGGCGGGGUGGUGAUGAGAGCUUUGGUGGCCCUGGUAGUUAUAGCUUUGGUGGCGCCAUGUAUGCUGGGGCAUAUGAUCCUGCACUAGGUGUUUAUGCACCUGGCGGCACACCUGAUAUGAUGAAUAGGGGAAGUUUUGCCCCAGGACGAUAUCACCCAUAUUGAUGAUUGGAAAGUGUCCUUAAGGAUUUAGCCCAGCAUAACUAUCCUCGACAUGGUUGCUUUUUGAAGUUGUGAUUUUAGCAAUCACUAGCAUACUAGAGAACCCUGUAAUGGUCGAACCCAUGUUCUGUAAAUGCUUGCUAGUUUGUCUGAACUUUAGCUUUUAUUAGUUACCGUGUUGACGGUUUUGUUUGGGAUGAUAUAGAACUAUGGUACUUGUCAUUGCGUAA
Messenger RNA from Triticum aestivum (bread wheat), 1459 nucleotides. RefSeq names its product heterogeneous nuclear ribonucleoprotein 1. Gene Ontology annotation, cellular component: nucleoplasm; chromatin. NCBI's taxonomy places the organism in Eukaryota, Viridiplantae, Streptophyta, Magnoliopsida, Poales, Poaceae. The record is from RefSeq and is a predicted model, not a curated record. Gene Ontology annotation, molecular function: RNA binding. Gene Ontology annotation, biological process: regulation of gene expression. The transcript is spliced from 6 exons. The coding region runs from base 165 to 1232 and encodes 355 amino acids.